Messenger RNA from Oncorhynchus mykiss (rainbow trout), 1098 nucleotides. It is a transcript of the gene nudt7, whose product is annotated as nudix (nucleoside diphosphate linked moiety X)-type motif 7. Gene Ontology annotation, biological process: coenzyme A catabolic process. Gene Ontology annotation, molecular function: coenzyme A diphosphatase activity. NCBI's taxonomy places the organism in Eukaryota, Metazoa, Chordata, Actinopteri, Salmoniformes, Salmonidae. The record is from RefSeq and is marked provisional.
AACAUUGUAGCCUAAUGUCAAAAUAUUUAAUAUUGGGAUAGUAGUGACAGGUCGGCAGCAGGAUUAUAGCAUUCUGAAGCUUUUCUCCUGUACAGCAAUAACAAACUCAAGCUAUAUUUUAUAACAAAAACAAGGUAGGUUACUGGUAUGUUUCACUGUGAGGUCUUUGCCUCUGGCUACAUUAUUGACCUUCAGGAUGGACCUAAAAGAAAAGACUGCUGCCAUAUUGAAACAAUAUGAAGUCGGAAGCAGAUUCUCGUACUUGCCGGUCUUGCCCAAAGCCUCGGUGUUGAUACCGCUGUUUGUGAGGGACGGAGAAGUCCACAUGCUGAUGACUCUACGCUCCCAAGAGCUGAGGACCAACGCAGGCGAGGUGUGUUUCCCAGGUGGGAAGAGGGACCCGAGGGACAGGGAUGACGUGGACACGGCUCUGAGAGAGGCAGAGGAGGAGAUAGGCCUUCCUCCUGACCAGGUGGAUGUGGUCUGCACACUCUUCCCCAUUAUGAACAAGAGUGGUCUGUUGGUGACUCCAGUGGUGGGGUUCAUUGAGGCCUCAUUCUCUCCUCGCCCAAACCCAGCCGAGGUCAGCGCUGUGUUCACUGUCCCUCUGGAGUUCUUCACUAGAGAGAUAGACCACUCAUCCUACAGCGCGACUGGAAUUGCUGGCUUGCUCCACAGUUUCCAGUUUCCGGACCCUGAAUCAGGCAGCCACUAUCAGAUAUGGGGCCUGACUGCCAUUUUGGCUAUACUGGUCUCUGUCCUAGCCCUCAGAAAAAAGCCUGAGUUUGAGACUGGUUUUGAUUCUGAUGACCCGGUAUCUUUCUUCCAACACAAUCUGAACAAAAGGAUCAGUAAACUAUGACAUAUAUCAAUGUUGAAUUUUUUUUUAUUUUAACCAGAUAAUUAUAUAAUGCAAUGUAAUGAUGGAGAGAACACAUUUUUCCCUAAAAUGUUGUAAAUGUAAUUGUUCUGCCAACUGUAAAUGUGGAAUCAUGUGCAAUACCUAUGUUCUUUACCAAAAUGUAUUUUUAUUUUUACUUUGAAUGUAAUUUGUGAAUAUUGUAUAUUGAUGACAAUAAAAAAUUACAGUUGCUAUUA